Messenger RNA from Salmo salar (Atlantic salmon), 1128 nucleotides. The record is from RefSeq and is a predicted model, not a curated record. Lineage: Eukaryota; Metazoa; Chordata; Actinopteri; Salmoniformes; Salmonidae.
CUUACUUUGAUGUGGUAACACCUUCAAAUGUAAGUAUUUAUAAAACAGUAUAUUGCCGUUAGACUUGCUUGGAAAUCUGAAUGUCAUUGUUCUUCUGCCUAUGUUUAUUGUCCGGACACAAAGACAAUCCCUAUUUCCUACGGUUAUAGUUUAUUUUAUGCAUAAUAUGUCUUCAACGGGUGCGUUUUUUUAAGCGCCACAAAUUACUUGAUGUAUCCUAUCCCAGAACGUUUUUACAUGCAAAUGUACCCCAACUCGAGGCAAGGAGAGGUAUUGAAAGUGCACUGACUCCUACAGGUGCAUCGUGAUGGUUAACCUCUCAACCGUGGAGCACAGCACCAGAAGACCUCCACGCUGCUGGCCUCCAGUGGCUAUUUUCCUCGUCUUCAUCCUCACCCAGCAGCUCUACGCCCUCAUCGUGUUACAAGGCCAGUUGGUCAGCUCUACUGAGGCCAUCAUCAGCCCUUUCAACUUCUGCCUCCAGGGACAAGAUGUUGGAGUUAUCUGUGAUGAUCAACGCAACAACAUGGCUGCCACCGCUGGUGUAUUAGUGUAUAUCCUCAGGGUUCUGGUCAUUAUGAGCCUGUAUAUUCCACUGGUGCUGGUGCCCUUUGCCCUCAUGGCCUUUCUGUUUGCAGUCUGCUGUGAUGACAGAGGGGUGUUGUGGUUCAGUGUCAGCUGUCAGGUUGCUUCCAGCCUACUGAUGCUUGUGGGCCUCUGUGUGUUUGUGGGGCUCCACUUUAGCUAUGUGUCAUUGGCUGGUAUGACAGCAGGGUACUAUGUCUGUGUGUUUGUUAAUGCUGAGCUGGCUACAGCAGCUGUACUGACCUGGAUGACAGGGAGGCGGGAGCUAAGAGAUGAGACGACAGCCUAUGAUAACUAAUAACCCAGUGGAGAGGCUUGCUGGUAACCAACAUGGGAUUGUCAAGUCCUCCCUAGUGUUCAAAUAAGAGGAAAUAUUCAGCAACCCCUAACUGACCUCUCUGCAACAGUUGACUAUGCCUAUGUUAUGUUUUUCCAAACAAACUAUUCAUAACUGUAUUUUGUCUGUAUUCAUGUUUGUGUUCUGUUCUGUACGUAGACUUUUAUAUUUGAAGUCAAAUAAAGCUUCCCAUAUAAACUCUGAAA